This is a messenger RNA of Brassica rapa (field mustard), 2406 nucleotides long. RefSeq lists its product as uncharacterized. Gene Ontology annotation, biological process: proteolysis. The record is from RefSeq and is a predicted model, not a curated record. Gene Ontology annotation, molecular function: cysteine-type peptidase activity. Lineage: Eukaryota; Viridiplantae; Streptophyta; Magnoliopsida; Brassicales; Brassicaceae.
AUGGAUGUUUCCGAAGAUCUAGCAAGGGAUUACCCUCCAAGACUUUACCCUGAAGGGGCUUCUAUUUUUGAAAACAAAAGCAUUAAUACGAAUAGCCAUUUUUCUGAGAUCCCUCGAUUUAGACAAGCAAUUGGAAUAGAUGUACAGCUGCGAGUCUAUAAGAAGGAGAUUUGGUCUCUCGUUGUUGAUCAACCUCUCAGGUUUAGCUUAAUAGAAUUUGGUGAGAUCACGGGUUUAAACACAAAUCCACUGCCAGAAGAAAGUUUUGAACCUGAUCCAGAGAAUUACAAAGCGUUGUGGGAGUUGUUGAAAGUGCCGCUUGGGUACGGACCCAAGUUUGUUGAACUUAUAGAAGCUUUAACGGAGCCAUUCUGGAGUGCUGAUCAGCGGAAAUGGUAUGGGCUGUUGUUUCUUCAAGCCAUUGGACUUUAUGGCUUGCAUCAUAAUUGUAGAAUACCCUUUGAAAGUGCAAAAAGAAUAUUCGAUGAUGACGCCCUGAUGACUUAUCCUUGGGGUCGGACUGCCUAUGAAUUUCUUGUUGAUUCUAUCAAGUUGUUACAUCCACAAGGAGGGUCGUACACCCUUAGCGGCUUCAAGGACGUGUUAUUGGUUUGGGCGUAUGAAUCUGUCAUAGUGUUCGGAGAGCUUUAUGGCAGAAAAGUGAAUCCAGACGAAAUUCCGCUUUUGCGAUGGGGUGGAAGUCGUACUCGUGCAAGUCUUGCUACUACAAUAGCUAAGGAGAUGAAUGAUCAUGGAACGGUGCGUGUGAGGAAAAUGGUGAUGAAGGAGGGUCUAGAAGAGUUGUUUCCUCAGUGGAAGGAUGAAGCAGAUGACCCACAACUUGAUAACCUAAUUAAAGAUAUACAUGCAGAUAGGUCUAAGAAAGGUAAGAAACAGAAGGAGGUGAAAAUCAAUGAGGGUGAAACUGCUGUUGUAGAGGAGAAUGAGAGUGCAAAGGAGAAGGGUCGUAGCGAAGCGGUUCUGCUGAACAUAGUUGCUCAUCUCGAGAAGUUGGACCGAAAAUUUGACUCGAGAUUAACAGAAUACGACACCAAGUUUGGAUCUUUUUCCCGAGGCCUUUUGGAUACCAUUGGAGAUACAGUGAAAACUACAGUUGAAGAGCGUCUGAGAGUUUUGGGGGUGUCCAAUAGUAGUCAACCUGAAGGUCAACACGUGAUGGUCUUAGAAGACAACCAACAGCCGGAGUCUAAUAGUGGUCAACCUGAUGGUCAAAACGUGAUGGUCUCAGAAGACAACCGACAGCCGGACUCCAAUAGUGGUCAACCUGCAUCUAAGACCCCUAUUGAUAAACAGUCCGAAGACAGCCAACCACAAAAGACCCCUGGUAAAGGCCAAUCUGAGAAGAAUCUGGCAGAUGAUAUUGCUAAAGCUGAUGCGAAAGGUAUGGGAGCAAAGCUGAAUUCGAAGGUUGUCAGGGAUAAGGCUGCUGGGGUGAAAAAGAACUUGGAUUCGGUGUUUGGUAAUGCCGAUGCAACAAAUGCUGAUUUGGUCUCUGAUUCUCCUGGUAACGAACCACCAUUCGGACGCGGUUGCAGGGGCUUAGGGAAAAGAAAUAACUUAGCGGCUGAUUUGGAGAGGAAUGAAGCUGAGUUAAAGAAGAAGCAGAAGGAAAUUCCACAUGGAGAAGCUCACGAGGAUAUUGAGUUCUACAGAAUCCUCAUCACUCCAAGACCUUGGCCCAUCAAAGAAUAUGGAUGGCUGGUUCAAAAUCAUAAUGCUGCGUAUAUUAGAGUCCUCAUUCAAAGGACCAAACAAGAUCCCAGCCCAUUCUGGUCCAAGCGCGUUGCCUUUAUAGACUCUUGGUUCCUUGAAUCAUGGGUUCACGAUUAUAAGAAGUUCGAAGUCAAACCGGAAAUGGUCAAAUUCAAAGGAAGUGGUUACGAGGGGUUAGCAAACGGUUUGAUCCCCACAGACAUUCAGACAAAGUUGCGGUGGUUUACAGAUGUAGAUCACUUGUACGGAGUGCUUAAUAAUGGCAGCAAUCAUUGGGUGGGUUUUCACGCGGAUCUGCAUAAAGAGAAGGUUGAUUGCUAUGAUUCAAUCGUUGGAGAGCAAACACUCGAAAGUGAUCUGAGAAUGCUAAAUUUCUUUAGGCCGCUUACUGGUAUGAUCCCUGCGAUUCUGAAUGCCCUUAUUCCUGAUGAUAUCCGAGUCCCUACCAAGAAAGAAUUUGUAUUCAGACGAAGAACAAAACGUAUUGUUCCACAAAACAACCUGAGAGGCGACUGUGGAGUGUAUUCAUUGAAGUUCGUCGAGUGUCUAGCGCUUGGUGUAGCUUUUGAUGGGAUAUCGGAUGAAAAUAUUCAAGGUCUGAGAAUGAAGAUGGCAGCAGAUGUCUUCAAUGAAGGAAGUUGUAGUUUGGUAGGGUCGUUUGGCGAUGAAUGA